Vicugna pacos (alpaca) is the source of this 2109-nucleotide messenger RNA. RefSeq names its product mannose-P-dolichol utilization defect 1 (gene MPDU1). NCBI's taxonomy places the organism in Eukaryota, Metazoa, Chordata, Mammalia, Artiodactyla, Camelidae. Gene Ontology annotation, biological process: oligosaccharide biosynthetic process. The record is from RefSeq and is a predicted model, not a curated record.
ACGUGGUCAGAUAAGGCUGAGAAGCCAACCCUGGCCCAGAGGUGGUGCCCUCGGGCCAGUGGGGUGAGGUGCCUGGGGGCUCGCGUUUCAGAGGCUGCCAGGGCUGGGGCCGUCGACGCCCCCUGAAACUGGACUCGCCCUCCCCACCUCCCCUUCUCCUGUUUCACUGUCCCGGCCCAGCAGCUGCAGGUGCACCCAUCCGCCAGGAACUUGGCGAACCUAAGGAGGGAGACACACAACACAGGCGCCGAUGGGGGUGGCUGCCUAGAUCAAACUGUCCCGCUCCCGUGGCGAAGCUUCCUCUGGAGACGCAGAGAGUACAGCACAUAGAAAGCUAGAGAGCCCCCACCCAACGCCAUUUUGGAGACUCACGCUCCUUCUCUCAACUUCGAACAAUGUAAAGUCAGCUGGAAGAAGACAAGAUGGCGCCGAGCAGGAGGAGCGGAGAAAGGCAGGAGGAUAACUCUCGGUACCGAAGCGGAAGCGUAAACAAAGGCGCGAAAGGUGGCACUGCGCAGGCGUACAACUUUGGCACGCUUUAAAAUUCGAGCAGCAGGGAGGGUGUGUCCAGAAACUGUCGUCUCCGGAAGAGACCUAUUUUACGCUAACGAAGGUGGGACGGCGUAAGAAAGAGCGGGGACCGGGGGCGGUCCUGCUUAGUCGCGGGAAGACAGGAGGCGGAGUGCCCAGAGCGCGCAUGCGCACCGUAAAUCAAUGGCGGGCUGAGGGACGGGCGGAAGCUAGCUUUGCAAUAUGGCGGCUGAGGCAGACGGGCUACUCAAACUGGUGCUGGUGCCGAUUCUUUUACCUGAGAAAUGCUACGACCAAAUUUUCGUCCAGUGGGACUUGCUUCACGUUCCCUGCCUCAAGAUUCUUCUCAGCAAAGGCCUGGGGCUGGGCAUUGUGGCUGGGUCACUUCUGGUAAAACUGCCCCAAGUGUUUAAACUCCUGAGAGCCAAGAGUUCCGAAGGGUUGAGUUACCAGUCCAUAGUGCUAGAGUUAGUAGCAUUGACUGGGACCAUGGUCUACAGCAUCACCAGAAACUUCCCCUUCAGCUCUUGGGGUGAAGCCUUGUUCCUGAUGCUCCAGACAAUCACCAUCGCCUUCCUGGUCCUGCACUACAGAGGACAAACCAUGAAAGGUGUCGCUUUCCUAGUGUGCUAUGCCCUGGGCCUGCUGGUGCUGCUUUCACCACUGACACCUGUGGCUGUAGUCACCCUCCUCCAGGCCUUCAACGUGCCUGCUGUGGUGGUGGGAAGGUUGCUCCAGGCAGCCACCAACUAUCGCAACGGGCACACUGGCCAGCUCUCAGCAAUCACAGUCUUUCUGCUCUUUGGAGGGUCCCUGGCUCGAAUCUUCACCUCCAUUCAGGAAACUGGAGACCUCCUCAUGGCUGGAACUUUUAUAGUCUCUUCUCUCUGCAAUGGCCUCAUCGCUGCCCAGCUCCUCUACUACUGGAAUGCAAAAGCUCCCCACAGGAAGAAAAAGGAACAGUAAAGUUCAGCUGGCUACUGAAAGUACAUUCCAUGUUUCAUUCACCCACCCAACCUCAGGGCCCUUCUCAUCUUAACCAGCCUGUUGGUGUGACCAUUCCCCAUCCUUCUGCAGUUGCAACUUUAGUAGAAAUGCUUGGUUGUCCCAAAUCCUUAGGAUAGGAGUAGAGAUUUUCAGGCUGACAUUUUGACAUCUAUUGUGUGCUGUCCGGUGUAUUACUAUUGACUUGUUUAGUCAUUUGGCUGAGAUUCUUCCUUUAGUAGAAGUUUAUAGCUACUUAACUAUUCCAGGCAAAAGUCUUACCCUGUCCUCCCAUCUCCCCACUUCCCUUCUAGCCCUAGAGGACAGAGCCUGGACAGUGGAAGGGACUAGGCAUUUGUGGCUGCCUCCCUUCCCCAGCCCAACCCAGACUGUCUCCUGGACCCCGGUGUAGGGUUCGGGGGCAGGGGGAGGGGGACAGAAAAAUGACUCAGGCAGGGCCCCAGGGUUGGGUGAGGAGGUUCCUGCUCUGGCAGGUCCAGGCAGAAGGGAGUGGAAACCAUGCUGGUUCCUGCUGCAGUGAAGAGGAACAGAUGGGACAAUAAAGACUCAGAGACAUGGUUUAAUCAUAUAAAA